Messenger RNA from Fundulus heteroclitus (mummichog), 9332 nucleotides. It is a transcript of the gene arid3a, whose product is annotated as AT rich interactive domain 3A (BRIGHT-like). Gene Ontology annotation, cellular component: nucleus. Lineage: Eukaryota; Metazoa; Chordata; Actinopteri; Cyprinodontiformes; Fundulidae. The coding region runs from base 729 to 2393 and encodes 554 amino acids. The record is from RefSeq and is a predicted model, not a curated record. The transcript has 9 exons. Gene Ontology annotation, biological process: regulation of transcription by RNA polymerase II. Gene Ontology annotation, molecular function: DNA binding.
UCAUGGUCUGUCUCAGUCAGAGGCAGACUCCGAAACUCUGAAAACACGACUCCAGAGCCGAAUGCGUGGAUAUCAUGCAGCCGGUCACAUGAAACCACUUGAUCUUUUUAGCCGAUAAAACAAUACACGGGGCCACCUCUCAUUCACGCCGAAUCCGGUGCCUUUCUUCUCUCUCUCUCCUUUUUUUAAUUAAAUGACCCACUUCCGCUGAUCUGAAGAGGAGACCUGGGAUCAAGACAGACGGGGGUGGUGGAAAACAGGAAUGUUUCUUCCGCUUCCAAACAGUGAGAAAACCGAACGGAAGCCGACGCGGUAUCUGUAGUCUGCGCAGCUUCGUACCCUCACCUUCAGUGCCACUGCUUGUGCCUCGACAGCUCCUCUCAGCUCUGCUCCGGCCUUUGGUUUGCACCAACACCACCCCCCCCGACCCCCCCCAGAAGGAACUCUGAAACAAACGAGGAGCCUCUGAGACCUCCGACUGCAUGUCUCAUAGCUCCUGCAGACCCCUUUCCCGUUCUUCCUCCCUCCCUUCCACCUUCAGAACCCACCUUUUGGCCUAGCUAAACGCGGUAAAGCCGCCCUGUCAGCGGGACACAUCACAGGUCCCCCUCCUGUUUGGGCUAAAAGUGUGACGCUUGGCCCCCCCUCGUCGACUGGAAGCUAGCUUGGUGCUCGUCAGAAAGGGGGGGGGAGGAAGGCCGCUGAGCACGGUGCCGCUUUCCCCGGAGAUGAAGCUGCAGGCCGUGAUGGAGAACCUGCACAGGCAGCAGAGGGCCAAGCUUCUGAUGGAGCAGCAGCUGCAGCAGCAGGCCAUCAGCCAGCACGCCCAGGGCCGCGCCGGCGACGACCCCAUGGAGAGCGCCGCCCCCGAGGGCGAGCAGGCGCAGAUAGCGGCGCUGGCGGCCAUGCGAGCCGCCGCCGCCGGGCUGCAGCGGGUGUCGGACAGCCCCAUGUCGAAGCGCAGCAGCGGCGGGGAGGAGGAGCGGGAAGAGGACAACGACGAAGGGGAGGAGCAUUACAAGGACAUGAUGGGGUCGGAUGAGGAGGAGCAGAUCAAACGGAAAUGGGACGAGGGGGACUUUGAAAGCGACAUGGACGAAGACUUCGAUGACGACAUGGCAGAGGAAGGUUUGCCGACUGGCCACGAAGCCGUGGCCCCCGGGAAGGGCAUCCUCCUGCUGCCUCACCGUCAGCUCCAUCCCCACUCCCAGCUGCUGAAGGUCCGCCCCAGCGCCGAGCAGGAGCCCCGCGUCGCCAUCCUGCCCCCCCACGCUCCCCACAGCCACCUGGGCGCGCAGGACCACGGAGAAUGGACCUACGAGGAGCAGUUCAGACAGCUCUACGAACUAGACGGGGACCCGAAAAGAAAAGAGUUUCUUGAUGACCUCUUCAGUUUCAUGCAAAAAAGAGGAACGCCUGUGAAUCGUAUUCCCAUCAUGGCCAAGCAGGUCCUGGACCUCUACAUGCUCUACAAGCUGGUGACAGAGAAGGGCGGCUUGGUGGAGGUCAUCAACAAGAAGCUGUGGAGGGAGAUUACCAAGGGACUUAACUUGCCUACCUCAAUCACCAGUGCAGCCUUCACCCUCCGCACACAAUACAUGAAGUACCUGUACCCAUAUGAAUGUGAUAAGAGAGGUCUGAGCAACCCCAAUGAGCUUCAGGCAGCCAUCGACAGCAAUCGACGGGAAGGCCGACGACAGAGCUUUGGCAGCUCCCUCUUCACUUACUCCCCCAACGGGACGCCCACCAUGCUGUCCUCGCCAAAGGUCUCUACGCCCAGCGUGGGCUUGUCGGUGGUCACCAACGGAGCCUCGCUGACCUCCAUGCAGAAGAUCAAGAAAGAAGAGGAGGGAGGCCAGCCGCUGCCGGGGGUCGGCAUACCUCGUCUGCCGGUGGGUCCCAUGUCUGGUCACUCAGUGGCCGCCGUGCAGGCAGCGGCAGCCCAGGCGGCGAUGGCGGCACAGGUGGCGGCUUUGGAGCACCUGAGGGACAAGCUGGAGGCGGGCGAGCCCCCAGAGAAGAAGAUGGCCCUGCCUGCCGAGGAGCACCACCGGCUGCUGCAAAGAGCUCUGCAACACAACCUGCUGGCCAUGACUGCUCAGAUACCCAUGAACAUCCGCAUCAACAAUCAAGAUGGCAGGCAAGAGUCUGCUCUGAACCUCACCACAAACGGCACAAACAGCAUCAGCAUGUCAGUGGAGCUCAAUGGAGUGGUAUACACUGGUGUUCUUUUCGCUCAGGCAGCAGCAGGGUCAGCUUCGUCCGGUGCGUCCGUGUCGUCCCUCUCCAACAAGGCUGUCAGCAGUCGUGUCGCUCCACAGCAGCCGCAGCAGCAGCAGCAGCAGCAGCAGCAAAACACACCUACCUCAGCCUCCAGCAACCCUCUGUCUUAACAAACUCCCCCUCCCGUUUUUCUUUUCAAAUUACCACGCUAAGAAAAGCCAAAAAGCAACCUCAUUUUCUACAUCAUCUAUGCCAAAAAAAAAAAGAAAAGAAGAGGAGAACCAUCAUCAGUACAGAAAGACAAACUGAAUCUCAGCUCACUUGAAGUACACUAUCUCAGGUUUUCUCUCACAAACUCACCUCUUUUGUUCUUCAUCGCCAAAAAGGAUUUUGAAAAAAGAAAUAAUCCCAACUGAGAGCCAGUAUAUGCUAACCUUGUGCACAACCUGUGAAUUAUUUAUUUCUGCAUAAAUGUACAGAUUAUUGGAGAACAACAGAGAAGGUAAUAACUAGGAAGGCUAAAGCAUUGUUUACACACACGCAAACACAGCUACUGACUGACAAUGAUAUUAUAUCUUCUAGAGGAGAGAUUUGUUUUUACUAUUUUAACUUUUCAUUGUCAUUAUUAUCAUUAUUGUUAUUCUCUUUGUUGUGUUUUAUUGUUUAAUUCUCUAGCAAUCUUCUCAUUGCAGGAAAAGUAAUCUAUAUAUUUAGAAGUCUAUGGAGAGGAAAAAACAAAAGUAUGAAAAUUCUCUAUUUUUAAUCAGAAAAGCUUUCAAAAGUGUGUUGGGGUUUUUUUUUUUUCUCUCUUCAGGGCAUAAAACAGUGGCGGCUGUGACCUCGUUUAGUCGUAAAACCAGAUAACCUUAUUAUAGUGGCGGCCCUGUGGGAGAACAAGCCUAGUGCAGGUCUACGCUCUGGUUCUUAUCGUCGCCGCGCAGUCUUAAGUGAAGCGGAAGAACACGCGGGGAUCUUUUUAAUCGCUUGUAGGACUUUUUGGUGCAGCGCCGGUCCCGGCCAGACCGCGGGGCGGCAUUGCGUCUGCAACGUAGCUGCCGUUGUUUUUUUUUGUGCGCUCGUUCUUCCAGAGGCAGCUGUGGCUGGUUUGCAUCUCAAAUCCACUCCUGUAUGUUGACCCGUGGCCAGUUUAAGACACACAAAUGCCACCCUGCCUGGUGGCUCUGUCAACCCGCAGUCUUCGGGAAGCCUCUCCGGAGCAGAGCGAUACGUUGUGCAGGUGGUAAAAUGAGCAAAAAAUAGGGUUCAUUGUCAGUUAAAAUAACACAAGUUAUGAUUUUUUUUUUCUCAGGUGUCUCUUUGCUUUGUAUGAUUUUUAAACUGUCUUCAAUUACACUGGACAGAGCGAUGAUUUCUACCUUUUUCCCUCUUCCGUCUGACUUUGCCUUCUUGUGAAGUGACUUUUUAGGUCAGUCUCAUGCAUGCUUUUGUAGAUGAAGACCCUUCAGUCAGAAAUGCAGCAUCUUUCUGUCUUAAACGUGCAGGAGCUGAGCGUCCAGGUUUUUUAAUUUUUUAUUAUUAUUAUUGUUUCCGCCGUGGAGAAACCCAAACGGACAAUCGGGUGUCAGGAGACACAGUCUGGGCCUCAAGGGGAACCCGACGGCCGUUUUCCGCUCAUCCGUAACGACCUUUUGUAAUUUUGAUCGCAGAUGCUUUUGUUUUCAUCCGUUCAGCUUCGUGUUCUGCGCGCCGUAGCGUUUCUUCUGAUCCAAGUGCUUCUUAUCCCGUGCUGUGACAAUUGGCGUCGCCCUCUCCAUCAAGGUUACAGCGGUGAAUGUUUUGUGAUCCUCAAACUGGGCAGCCGUCGCUCGACCUGGCCCAUUUCGCUGGCUAGGUCUUAUCACUGGUGCAAACUCAGCUGGCUUUAUGACAGGAGAGACGCUGUGUAGCAGUAGGUAGUGUCCCCACCUCUUGAACUAGCUCAAUCAUUUGGCUUUUUGAGCUUGAACCUGUGUUACCCCUCUGAGCCGUCGGCUGUUAAAAUAUAUUUACUCGGCCCACAGCCGGGCCAAGCAGCCUCGUCCGCGCUGACGUUAGGAAGUAAACGAGGCUUUGUGCGGCGGGUUCUGUUCAGAGGCCUUAACGCAGCGUGAGGUGACCAGAGAGCGAGCAGUACCUCCGCCUAAUCACUUUUUACUGUUCAGUCAAAUAUCACCAGAUGGCUGUCAGGGCUUUGAUUUCUCUACUCGCUUCUCUGCGGGAAACCACCACCAGCUGCUAAACAAACACUGGUCACUUUUCAAAAGCACUCUUCUAACUCAAUAGACAGCCACUUUCAUGAGGAAUCUAUGUCAAAAACUAAAAACAGGAUUGAAAUCCACACAUUUUUGUUGCAUAUAAAGCAGCUUGACUUAAACCAGAUGUCAAACUCAGUUUCUUUUGUGACGCUAAAAUCCAGUUUUAAAAUUUUUUCAGUUGAAACUUUUGAUUACAUCAGCUCCAAUUUAGACAGGCCUUAAGGGCAUUUAUCAUCAUUUUUACAACUUGGGUCCAAAACUGAGAGGAACAGAGCAAAACCCCAAGGCAGCUGGGAAUGAACCAAAAGUUCAGCUUCACAUUGGGAACGGCGGUUUCUACACAACGUCCACCAAAAACAAAAUUAGCUGUAGCAAAACUUCCAGCUUCAGUUUGAGUUCAUAAAAUGACAACUUAAGUUGACAUUCAGCCAGUGGAGUGGAGAAAGUAAGGAAAAAUGUUGUCUGAUUGUAAACCAGCACCCCAGAGAGGAAUGCAACAACUCUGUAUGGUGAAUCUUGUGAUCUCGUUUAAAAACUUUCAUUCUGGCAGCAUAAGGUUAGACGUUUGAUUUUCUGCUCCAGUUGUGACCGGCAUUGUUACCCUGAUGCCCGCAGUCGCCUGGAUACUUUACGCCAUGCAGUGAUUGCGCCAGUCUCACUUUUCUCCACAUAAUAACCCCAUGUUUGACUUGUGAGAAGUUAACUACACUACAGUAAUGUAGCUUUCAAAACAUUAUUAUUAUUAUUAUCUGAGGACAGCAAAUGUCACACCACAGCGAUAGUUUGUCUAGAGUUAGUUUCCCGAAAAACAUCUUUUUAUGUCAGAGAAGUACUGUGUUUUAAACCUAUAUCUCCUUUUUAAAACAAAGUGGAAAAGCCAAUGGUGACUUAUUUAAGUUUUUUUCUUUAAAAUAUGAUAAUAUAUAAAUAUAUAUAUAUAUAAUUUAAAGGAAAUAUUCCCUCAUACAAAACACUUACAACUUGUCUUUCCCCCUGCUGUACCUCUGACCAAAUGUCUAAGGUUUAUAAAAGUAGUAUUUAAUCAAAUAUAUGUAAAAUCUGAAUGAAUUGUAAAUGACCAAUUCAUUGCCCGGGACAUCCAAGAUUCACUGUUCCUUGAACCGCGGAUCAACCUAAAAUAAUUAAAUGGUUCAAAAAUGCUCCUGUUAUAUUUAUUUUUUAGAAAUUAUUAUUUUCCGCAAUGCAUUUUUUUGAUCAAAUUAAGUAAAUAAUAUUUCUAAAUUUUUCAGUGUGAGAUUAUGCUACUGCAAUAAAAUGAAUUUUUAUUGAGAGGCUUUUUAUAGAUCUUUAUCAGUGCUGCCAAUGAACGUGGAGGGUGCAGAGGUCUAAAUCAAAUUAAAACUUAGAUUUUUGUAACGCUGAGGUCGACCUAAAUCUUGCCAACCUGCGCUCCUUUAUUAGAGCAGAUGUUGAUAUUUAGUUCUUGAUCUCCAUCUUAUUUAAUUGUAGUGACUGUUUUCAUGGUUGGUACAAAUUGGGCCUGCCGGCACAGGCGGUUGAUGCAAAUGGACACCUUUUUUUUUUUACAUUUGUUUAAUUUUAAGCCGAGAUUUUCUCAGACCAAAUUAAAUUGUCUCGUUAAAACGGAGCCUAAGGUCGAACACAAACUCUUCGUCUUUUAUUGACCGUCUUUCCUAAUUUGAUUUGAAUGUCAUAGUAAAUGGGACCUCACCCGUCCAAGGACUUGGUUGCACCCAUUCGUUAAAGCUGACUAAAUACAGCAAAAAUUAAAAAAAAAAAGUCAGUGACCCAUGCACUGUUGCUGAAAAUUUACUAAAAAAUGUCUUUGACCAAGGAAACAAACUAAUUGGUGCCCAAAACGCAAGACCUUUUUAAUGUUUUAGAUCAUUUUGUAUAUAAAAAUCAGACCAUUUUGUCCUUUUCUUAAAAUAUCGCAUGUUUGAUUUAUUGUUGAGCAGGUAAAAGUCCUUUCUGACAUCAUUUGCAAACAUUUGCAUUUUUAAUGCAAUCAAAAAAAAAAAUUAAAGAAAUUUCUGCCCAACAUAUUUAUUUUAGCAAAAUGUGGGGAAAGAAGCACUUCCUUAAAUCAGCGGGCAUGCUCUCCCGUCCGGACCUCACAGGCUGUGAUGAAGGAAGUGAAUCCGUCUGAAACUGAAGGUCCAGGUUUUCGGCUGCAGGUGCCACGUUGCUGACAAUCAAAAAGGAGCGAGGCUUCAGCUCAAUGUGAGGGGGGGGAGGAAAACUAAAUUCAAUCAAUCUAGAUCUAAAGGAUCAACAUUGCCUUUUAAGGUUUCACCCUUUGACCUUAGAGCUCCCAAGGCAGCAUUAAAGCACCUGCCCCCCCCCCCCCCCCAUCAGUCGAUCCAUGUUUAUUGCAUAUCUAUUGACUGCUUCUGUGGGAUAUUUGCAUUUGAACAGUGGAGGCACUGCGGCUCCUUUCUCUCUCUCUCUCUCUGUCUUUUUCGGUGUGCGGCAGUAUUUUCAGGGAAGCUUGGCGUGUUUAUUUUAUUUUUAUGGGUUUUUUUGUUUUUUAUUGCGUGGUAGCGACAAUCAGGAGACAAUAUUAAGGCUUAUACCUCUUAAAAACGCUCUCAUCACAUCCCACAACCCAAGCCCCUUUUCUACCUCAAGGACCUCAGCGUUGGCAGAUUGCUUCUCAUCAGAGAAUCCUGUCGUUCAUGCAGAAAAACCUCAUCAAAAUGUUUUUUUUGUUUUUUUUUUCCUUCCUUUACAAAGACCAUUAAAGAGAUUGUAAUAACCACAGACAAUCAGAUAUCUGCUUAAAUGUGACUCUCUCCUUUAAUCAAUAACCAUUUUGAGUCACGCAAGGAGAGCAGGAGACUCAGUUUCAAGCCUUAAAGCUUUUGUGGUAAGAGCGCCCCCCGGUGGAAGGUUUUUAUUACAACGCACAAUCAGUUUUCUAAAUGGAAAUGUCACAUUUACCUCAAUCACUAUCCGCUCUUUGAGCAUGUCCUCGUAUCUUCCGAGUGUUUCAAGCAUGUUUGCGCUGUGCGGGUGUAGAGCGGUCCGAAGGAGCGAUCGUGAUCGUGAAACACUCGCCACGGCUGAAUCUAGGCUCAAACUGUUACCGAGGCAGCGGCCCGUUUUUCUUCCCAGGUGAAAAAGUCGCAUCCUAUGAAAAAAUGCUUUCACAAUCCUUAAUCGGGGAAUCCUGUUUUAGUGUAGCUGUGAUCAAACUGAUACGUAAAGUCAAACUGUAGCAAAGAUAGUUUUCCACGAGUAGCACAUAAACCAGAGCUUAUUCUGAGUUUUAGAAAUGUAUGUCAAACUGGUAUUUUUUGUUUUGUUUUGCUGAAUUUUCCACUGGUGAAGCCUGCUGGUAGUUUCUGUCAUCUUUACUCCGGCGUUUAAGUUACGCUCUUGUCUGUUGUUGGACUCGCUGCUUGACUUUGCCUUUUACUUUAUUUUUAUGCUGUUGCAAAGACUGGACCAUAUAGUCAGUAAAUCCACUUUGGUUUUUUCUAGCAGGUACACCUCUCAACCUAUAAUAUCCGCACAAGAUCCUGGUCUCUUGCUCAUUCUUGAAAUAUUGCUGCUUUUCAUCCAACCAAAGCUUUAGAAUAAAUGAAUAAUAAUAAUAAAAAAAAAAGUAAAUAAGGACGCUUCUAUGAAUCAAACUAGGUCCUAAGCAUCUUGUAUGGAAAAUGGCCUCCUGCUCCCACGUGCUGCCGCCGCGCUGGAACAUUGUACGGGUGAGGUGGGUUCAGGGCUUUUUGCCUGGACUUCAUCACUGAUUUGACCUCCAUCGGGUUGGACUGUGGGGCAGGGAAAACCAGAAUGAGAAAAUAAAAAAAAAUAAAAACAACAAGAUGCCUUCUGCUGUGACAAUUAUAUGAAUCAAUCUGUAUUUCUAAGAUUCGUUAAAUAGAUUAUUUCUAAUAGAUGGCUUUUUUUUUUUUUAGGGCUAUGGAAUAUAUCAUGUUUAUAUUGUCUGUUUGCUGUUUGCUUUUUUUUUUUUUUUGACAUGCUUUUAGAAACUGAGGCACACAGAGAUUACUUCUAGAGCAGUUUUAUGAAUCCAGCGAUGAGUAUGUCGAUAAUAAUGUGAUUAUUGUAGGGAAGAGCGAGUGUGCGAGCGAGCGAGCGAGUGAGUGAGUGAUCUUCGGGUGUCUUUUGAGUAUCUUCAGAACGGAAACAAGGCGUGUCUGUUGUGUCUUACAACUUCUCAGGAAAAUCUACCUCUACCUCCAGUUUGAUGCAUUUUAUUUUACCCCCUGUUUCGGGCUCAUGUUACUGCUCAGCGGGAGGAGGGCGCAGAGACGAACGUCAGGAUCAGAAAUGGUCCUCCAACAGAUCAGAUUUAACAUGCCCCUAAUUCUGAGGUUCAUUUUGAGCAUGUAGGUGCCUCCUUCUGUGUCCUCCUUUCUUUUCCUUCCUUUUUUUUUUUUUUUUUUUUUUUACUGUUACACAUUCGUAACAUUUCUGCUGGUCAGUUUAAUUGAGCUCCAACAACAGGGAACCUCCAGAUGAACAGCUAACUACUACGAGUACUACAACAAGUUCUGCUUCCUGUACCACUGUUAGUAUGGCUAGUCCGUUUGUGAAUCUUCCUUUCUGCUCUCAUAACGUGUGCUUUUUUUCCCUCCCUCCUUUUUUUUUUUUUUUUUUUUCUAUAAAUGAUAACCGUCUUUCAAUGGAUGGGAUGUUUCCCGGUAACCACGUCUACAGUGAAGUGGCUGCGGGGAGUGCAACUGUUUUAUUUUUAGUUUGUUUUGUUGUUGUUGUUUUUUUUUUUUUCAUUAUUUUUCUGAAGGGUGAAGAGCAAUUCUUGCCUAUUUACUCGAUAUGUGUUUGUGUGAAUACUUUUAUUUGAAUCUGAAAUUAAUAAAAUAUCACCGUUCUUAAAUGUUA